GGUUGGCAGGCACCGCCUCUGGCGGACCCACUGGCGUCUCUCUGCUGAGCGACCGAAGGGCUCGGGGUCCGACUGUCUGCCUGCUUCUCCCUGCGCGUGACUGACAGCCACACGGCUGUCUGUCUGUCUGCCUGGGUGGCCAGCUACCUCUUUGCUUGGCUUCUCCUGUCUGACUGGCGGGCCAGCCCUUGGCUGCUGUCAGUCCAUCCCCCAUGCAGCUGACCGGUCCCUGCCCAGCAACCUCUGUCUUCUGUCCGUGUGUGACCUCCUUGGGACGUGACUGAUGGUUGCCUUUGCUUCUGCGUGGCCCGCCUACCCGGAGCCCAGCUGCCGUCCGUCUGGGUGACAAGUCUUGUGCUGUCUGGUCGGUGACUUGGGGCAGGUUUCAGCUUCCCACCCCAGUCCCCUGCCUGUUCUCCCAGACCCCCAUCCCUCACGCCAAGCCCAGCUGCCGUCCCCUGGGAGCCCACCGGAUUGCCCGAAGCACAGAGAGAAUGGAUUUCUGAGAAAGAAGUAGGACAGCAGGCUCCGGCGGCCAGCAUGCUCUGCGGCUGGGCUGCCCCUCUGCUCCUGCUGAUGCUCCAGGGGGCCUGGGGCUGCUCAGACCUCGUCUGCUACACCGAUUACAUCCAGACGGUCACCUGCAUCCUGAAGACAAGGGCCCCGCACCCUGGCACGCUCACCCUCACCUGGCAAGACUCAUAUGGAGAACUGGAGGACGAGGUCACCUCCUGCAGCCUCUGCUGGUCCACCCACAAUGCCACGCAUGCAGAGUACACGUGCCAUAUGGAUGUGUUCCAAUACAUGGCCGACGACGUUUUCAGUGUCAACAUGACAGACCAUUCGGGCAACCACUCCCAGGAGUGCGGCAGCUUUGUCCUGGCUAAAAGCAUCAAGCCAUCUCCCCCUUUCAAUGUGACGGUGACCUUCUCCGGACAUUAUAACAUCUCCUGGAGCUCCGAUUACAAUUUGUACGCGCUGAAGGGCAAACUUCAGUAUGAGCUGCGGUACAGGAAGCUCGGAGACCCCUGGGCUCUGAGUCCAGGGAGAAAGCUGAUCUCAGUGGAUUCGAGAAGCGUCUCUCUCCUGCCCUUGGAGUUCCACAAAGGCUCAAGCUACGAGCUGCAGGUGCGGGCAGGGCCCCAGCCUCGCUCCUCCUUCCAGGGGACCUGGAGCGAGUGGAGUGACCCAGUCGUCUUUCACACCCAGCCAGAAGAGAUAAAGGGAGACUUGUACCCUCAACUGCUUCCCAUCUUGGUCCUCGCAUGCCUCGUCCUUGUCAUCUUAGGCCCGAAGAUCCAUCAGGCUUGGAGGCUAUGGAAAAAUGUGUGGGUGCAGGUGCCCAGCCCAGAGCCCUUCUUCCAGCCCCUGUACGUGGGCCACAGCGGAGACUUCAAGAAAUGGGUGGGCACCCCCUUCACUGCUUCCAGCCUGGAACUGAGAUCCUGGAGCCCAGGGGUGCCCUUGUCCCUGGAGAUGCACAGCCAGUGCCUACCGCAGACUGCAGCCAAGGGGCUGGUGCCCACAGAGCUGCCAGAGCCCCCAGACCUGGUGGAAGCCGACGGGGUGCUUGAGCCGGGCUCCUGGGGCCCAGCCCACUCCACCGCCGGCAGCUUGGGCAGCUCAGCUCACAGCCAGGAGAGGGACCGGCCGUACGGCCUGGUAUCCAUCGACACGGUGACCGUGGUGGACGCAGAGGGGCUGUGCACCUGGCCUUGCACCUGCGGGGAUGACGGCUACCCAGCCCUGAACCUGGACACCAGCCUGGAGCCUGGCCCGGGCACGGAGGACUCGCUUCCGGGCACGGGGGCCACAGUCCUAUCCUGUGGCUGCGUCUCAGCCAGUGGCCCUGCCGGGCCGGGGGACCCCCUGGGCAGCCUGCUUGGCAGGAUAAAGCUGCACCUCAAGGAUGAGGAGGGUUGGGCCCCCGGGCCGCCCUGGGAUGGCGGGUCGCCCCGAGGGGUGUCGGACAGCGAGGCAGGUUCACCCCCAGCUGGCCUGGACAUGGACACGUUUGACAGCGGCUUUGUGGACUCUGACUGCGGCAGCCCCGUGGAGCAUGACUUCAGUAGCCCCAGGGACGAAGGGCCCCCCAGGAGCUACCUCCGCCAGUGGGUGGUCAUGGCCCCUCCACCUGCAGGGCCUGGGCCCCAGGCCAGCUAGUGAGGCCGACUGGCCGUCCAGAGCUGGCCAUGCCACUGAGCCACGAGCCACGGACAGGGUCACCUGGGCUGAGGUGUAACGAGGCCUGCAGCCCUUGGUCUCCCGGCUGGGACCCCUGAGCCUCGUGUUUACAGUGCACAUCUGGGGCUCAGGUGCCCACUGGCGUGGCUGCGCGUGUGAGUAGCCUGCGUGCCUGUGGACACAGAGCUCGGCCGUGGUUCUGCCGUAUUCCCAAGGCCACUCGUGUGUCUGUGCCGACGUGAGCUUCCUGCGUGCGCGAGUGUGAGCCGCACAUGUGUCUGUGGGCACGUGAUGACAGCCUCCCUCCCUCCGAGGCACGUGGGUGACCCCCAGGUCACGUGCCGAGACCAGGGCACUGCCUGGGACAGACACCAAGCCCAGCCCCCCAGGUCCUGCCUGCAGAGCCACACAAAGUCCAGACUGUUCCUUAUCGCCUUUCAGGGGGAGGGGAAGGGGACCAAGCGAGCCCACAGUGACCCUGGGGGUGGGAAGAUUUUGGGGGGAGCCAGUGGACCUGGGUCUGAAUCCUGACUCUGACACCUCCUGGCUGUGCCACCUUGGGUGAGUCACUCCCCCUCUCUGGGCUGGAGUUUCCUGUCUUAAUAAUGGGGGCGGCCUGACCUACCCUGGGGAGAAAUUGGAGAGGUCGCCCAUGUACAGGGUGCAGCCCAGACUCUCAAAAAACGUCAGCUUCCUUCCUUCUGCGGCCAGGACCAAGGCUUGUGCUGGAGGUGGGUGGGAGUGAGAAACCAGACACAGCCCAGGUACCUGCGGAGGGGCACUUGGGGGAUUCCAGGUUUAAAAUCAGCUUAGUUUCUUAGAAUCAGCCCCUCACCAACCAAGAUUUCUUUUUCUGCCUCCUGCUGCCCGUUUUGUUGUUCCCUUUAUGCACCCCAGAAAUAUUUAUUGAGCACAUUUUCUGAGUACAUGCAGGUGCUGGGAUACAGCGAGAGGACGCUCCCCUUGGCACUCACACUGGGGAGGGCCGCAGGCCGGACUCGGCAGCAAUGACACGGUGGUCCUGAUCCCCUGGCAUCUUCCUUGCUUGUCCCAGGGAAUUGGAGGAAGUCAAGUUCUUUUUGAUGAUUUGUCGGAGAAACUGCUGAAAUGUGAAUUUAAGAUGCUGAGAAAAUACUUCUUUGUGACGUUUUGAAGGCACCUUAUUGAACGUCAGCUCUGGACAGGAGCUCGAUAUUGGUGCUGCGUAUUGCAUACAACUCAUACUUAAAAAAAAAAAGAAAGAAAGAAAGAAAGAAAAGAGAUCAUUUUCCUCCUAAGGGCGCUCACCUUCAGAGGCUGCUUUUUCGAGGCCGGGAAGCAGGGUUAAAGGAGCAGAGUCUGAUUCAGCCGCGGGCUCUCAGAGCCCUGAGGGGAAUCCCUACCCUGGCCUGGACCUGCCUGGCCUGUGGUCCUCCCCAAAGGCCAGGCUGCAUGCCAGGUGAUGCCUGAAGCCCUGGCUUGUCUCUGCUUUUGGACGAGGGCUCAGCUGUCGACCCUGCUGAUGGUUUCUCUGUGACUCUUCUGUAAAAGGGGAUGUUGGAAGAAGUCACUGAGAGAACACAGGAUUCUUCAGUUCUGAAAGUUCUAGAACAUUGGUGGUCUUGAUAGUGGGACUGUUAACCUGGGAUCAAGGCGUGAGGCUCGGAUGGGAGCUCAAGUGUGAAACCAAAGCUCCUGCAGGUGUGAGCAGCCCUCACCAUCCCCCACCGUCACCCUGGAGACGCUUGGGUCAAGGUGUGCUGUGGUUUUCACGCCCUCAAGGAGGCCACAGGUUCCAGGCACCCCGUGAGCCCCAGGCUCCCCGUGGAAGCAGCUCAGCUCUCUCUCCAGCACACACAGCUCUGGGCCAGGGAGUAGGGGGAGGGGACACCUGGGAUACUGGCUGAUGCCAGGCCGGGGGUCAGGGGGAUGGGGCUCUGGCCUGGGCCAGACGUGGCUCCUCACCAGCUCUGUCUUUGAAGGGGACCCAGCUCAUAAAUGUGGGUGCAGAACGGAGACAGGAACUGGCCCACUGGGAGGCCAGAUUAGUAGGACGGGGUGGAUGGAUGAUUUAUGGACAAGUGGGUACAUUGGUGGGUGGAUGGAUGGAUAAAAGGAUGGUGAAAUGCUUGAAGGAAGAGCAGUUGGAUAGAUGGAUGGAGAUAAACAGUUGCUAUAGACAAGGAUGAAAUAUCAAACCUAAGCUCCAUGAAGGCAACAACUUUGCCUCUUUUGUUCAUGGCUUUACCCCCCGUCAGGCACCUAGUGGGCCCUCAAUAAAGCCUGAUUUGCAGUGUUUGCUUAUUUCCAUGGUGUGAACACUUUUACCACAGUCAAUUUCAAGCUACCAACUUGAUGGCUUUAAACAUGGGGUUGGAAGAGAUGUUUACAAUCAACUCUCCUAGCUGGUAUGAGGCAGACCCGGCACACCACGGGUUGGAGCCCAGACAGGCAGCAGGAAGGCCCUGGGGGGCUUCAGGGAGGAGGUGGUGUUUGUUGGGCUUUGAAAAAUGAAUAGGAGUUGUUAGGGACACCAGCUACUCAGGCAGAGGGAAGAGCUUGAGCGAAGGCCUGGAGGGGUGACUGAGCCCUGAACACAUGGGGCUGGGGAAGGCAGUUCCCUGUCACCCAGAGUCCAGGCCAGAAUUGCUAAUGACCCUGUCUUCAGAGGCAGGAGGAUGCCACAUUCUGUUCCUGACCCAGCCCUUUUCCAUCUGCAGGCUCCAAGGGGCAGGAUAUCCAUCUGACAAAUGCAGGUGCAGAAGGGGCCGCUGACUUGCCUGAGGUCACACACAAUUAAAUGUCAGAGUCAGAACUUGGACUCUGGGCUCCUGAUCCCAAGUCCAGCUGUCCUCACCUUGCUCUGCUGGAAGGCACCUAGGUCAGGGGCGAAGAAACUCUCAGCAAACACCUGUGGGUGCCUGUGCUUCUGCCCUCACAGCAUCGUUGGGGUAGCUGACUCCAGCUCUGGGAGUGACCCAGGCCUGGCCAAGAGAGUAUUCUAUC
Molecule: messenger RNA, 5169 nt
Organism: Globicephala melas (long-finned pilot whale)
Lineage: Eukaryota; Metazoa; Chordata; Mammalia; Artiodactyla; Delphinidae
Gene: IL21R
Product: interleukin 21 receptor
Biological process (GO): cytokine-mediated signaling pathway
Cellular component (GO): membrane; external side of plasma membrane
Molecular function (GO): protein binding; cytokine receptor activity
Source: RefSeq, a predicted model, not a curated record